Xenopus tropicalis (tropical clawed frog) is the source of this 3478-nucleotide messenger RNA. The record is from RefSeq and is a predicted model, not a curated record. Lineage: Eukaryota; Metazoa; Chordata; Amphibia; Anura; Pipidae.
GUGUCAUGGGGACAAGCUCCCGCCUAUAUAUACAGCUUGGCACUGGGUACCUGCCAUCCCAUCCUCUCCUCUCUCCCACGUUUGUCCCUACCUCUCCUCUCCAGAAUCCUCAGAAAAUGGCACCCUUUCCUGAAUUAGGCAACCAUGCCUUUGAUGCAAGAGACUAUGUGGAUCCCUCUAAUAGGCCUGUUUGGUCUACUGGUAUGGACCCUGCUCCAGCUGAGGGCACACCUGACCCAGAAAAGGAGCUCCCUCCAGCAUACUCAACUCUUUCUCUAUGCAAAGACACACCUGAACCAGAAGAGAUUGAUCCUUGGGACAUGCCAGAACUCAAGAGCACUGGGCCCAAAUGGUCAGAAAUGACCACCAAACAACGAAUAUUGUCAGUGCUCUUGGGAAUGGUAAAGUUUGUCUCCUUGGUAACGCUGUUGUACUUUUUCGUCUGCUCCUUGGACAUUCUGAGCUCUGCAUUUCAGUUAGUUGGAGGUAAAGCUGCAGGAGAUAUAUUUAAGAACCAUUCUGUGUUGUCCAAUCCUGUUGCUGGGAUUGUCAUUGGCGUGCUGGUGACUGUCCUUGUACAAAGCUCCAGCACAUCCACGUCUAUUGUGGUCAGCAUGGUAUCAUCAAACAUUUUAACAGUCAGAACAGCAAUACCGAUCAUCAUGGGUGCAAACAUUGGCACAUCUGUCACUAAUACAAUUGUGGCUUUGAUGCAGUCUGGAGAUCGCAAUGAAUUUAGAAGAGCAUUUGCAGGAGCCACAGUGCAUGAUUUCUUUAACUGGCUCUCAGUGCUGGUUCUGCUGCCCAUCGAAAUCGCAUCGGGCUAUUUAUAUCACCUAACCAAUGUCAUUGUAAAGUCGUUCAAUAUCGAGUCAGGGGAGAAUGCUCCAGACAUGCUGAAAGUUAUCACAGAGCCUCUCACAAAAGGAAUUAUUCAGCUUGACAAGAAUGUCAUACAACAAAUUGCAAAUGGAGACUCCCUGGCUCAAAACAAAAGUCUGAUUAAGAAAGAAUGCAGUGAUAAGAUAUUAGUAAAUAUAAGUCUUCCAGGUCUUGAGAACUGCACCUCUUCGUCACUCUGCUGGACCGAUGAAAACAAUGUGACAUGGACUGAAGGCUUUGAGACCAUCAAAGUUAAAUGUUCCCACCUGUUUGCUAGCACCGAUCUGCCGGAUUACGCUGUUGGUCUCAUACUCUUGGCACUGUCGCUCUUUGUUUUGUGUGUCUGCCUGAUAUUGAUUGUGAAGAUCCUGAACUCCAUGCUGAGGGGACGGGUGUCUGUUCUUAUCAAAAAGGUCAUCAACACUGAUUUCCCAUUUCCUUUCUCAUGGCUGACGGGUUACCUAGCUAUGUUGGUCGGAGCUGGAAUGACAUUUAUAGUGCAGAGCAGUUCUGUCUUUACAUCUGCAAUGACUCCCCUUAUUGGCAUUGGAGUCAUAAGCAUUGAGCGUGCCUAUCCACUGACACUUGGAUCUAAUAUUGGAACCACAACAACUGCGAUACUUGCAGCUUUAGCAAGCCCUGGUGAAACAUUGCAAAACUCUGUACAGAUUGCGUUAUGCCACUUUUUCUUCAAUAUUUCUGGCAUCAUUAUAUGGUAUCCCAUUCCUUUUAUGCGUGUACCCAUUAAACUAGCUAAAGGACUCGGCAACAAGACAGCCAAACACAGGUGGUUUGCAGUGGUGUACCUGAUUUUGUGCUUCUUUUUGCUGCCGCUGUUGGUCUUUGGUCUGUCAGUUGCUGGCUGGCAGGCCCUUGUUGGAGUGGCUGUUCCAGUUGUGAGUGUGAUUGUUGCUGUGAUUUCUGUUAGUGUUCUGCAGUCAAAGUGGCCACGAAUUCUACCAGAUUUUCUAAAGAACUGGGACUUUCUUCCAAAGUGGAUGCACUCUCUCAAGCCAUGGGAUUCUUGUAUGGGAGGGGCCUCUCUUUUAUGCAGACAUUUCUGUUGCUGCUGCUGUGGCAAAAUGUGCAAACCCUGCAAGUGCUGUAAAUGCUGCCAUGACAAAGAAGAUGAGGAGUAUUCCAUUGAACCCAAACCACAGGCACUGGAAUGUCAUGACAACGUGAUUGAUCUCUCUGAUGAAACCAAGAAACCUGAAAAUGAUGAGCAACGGAACAGUCAGAAUCUCACCUCAUUCUAAUAAGAGGUGAAUGGGAUUCUAGAACUUGGAUGGAAUCAUUUAUAUUCUAAAUACCUUUAUUUAUUUAACAUCUACUUAAAUUAACAUCUCCCUAUGCAAUAUUUGUAUUGCGGUACUGAUGUGUCUCUUAAAAAAAGAGAAAGCAAUUAUAUGAUCCUUUUAAAACCACAGCAAUCAUUCCUUCUGUCUGGUUUGUAUGUAUAGUAAAAGGAAAAGGCAAAGAUAUUAUGUAGAGCUGUGAUGGACAGGGAAGUCCUCCAGGAAAUCAAAGUCUAGGGGCCCACACACACACACACAAACAUGUCUCUUUCUGUUUCCACCUAGUUUGUCUGUUCGGCUUUUGUCAAAAAUCCUUUCUCUUCAUUUGUGUCUUUCUUACCUCUUUUGCACACAUUUUCUUUCAUCUCUUGCCUUAAUUUCUCCUACCUCUUAUGUUUCACCCACUGUUAAUUUCCUAGCACUUUGUGUAGGUGGAGUAAGAGUGGGCCCACUGGUGCCCAGGCUCCAUGAAAAGUCUCCUGGAAUGUUUUUAGAUCAUUCUGAGCCCAUAUAUAUAAGACCAAGAUGAGAACAGGCUAAAGCAGAAAAGCAAGGCCAGAUAACAUACAUAUAUAUUUAGCUUCUAUAUUUGCUUCUCUGCUAGUAACAUUUAUGCUACAGCUUUUUCUACUACUGAAGGGUUCUCAACCAAAUCUCAAGCAGCAGUUCCUGGUUUAAAGUAAACCUGGCUUUUCUUUAGUGAGUGAACUCGAUUCACAGCAUCACAUUGAUUAGGGAUGCACCAAAUCUAGGACUGUGUUUGAGAUUUGGCCAUAUACUUAGUAUUCAGCCAUGUCACAUAUAGACCUUUCGGCCUAUGGCAUAAUGAGCUUUACCCACAACAGUGUUAAUUGUAGCAUGACCCUUAAUGUCAUAUACCUUGAUGAUUCUUUUUUUCUGAAUUUGAAUAUGCACAAUACGUUUUGGUGUAUCCCACUUGAAAAAAUUGCUAAUUGACUGCAGUUCCAUGUGUUCCGCAGUUCUUCCUCCAGUUUCAUAUUAAAAUAUAAAAAAACAUCAAAAUGGGAUCAGUAAGGAAAUAUAGGGCUAAAUAAGGAACAAAUGUCGCAGAUUGGAGAACUGUGUUAUUUUAUAUAAUGUUAGACCAGUAUCAUACCUACAUGGCAUCUGUACUUGUAUUUGUAGAUGAUUAAAAGUCUUAAGCAUUGAUCUCAGAGAAGCGCAAUCGGUCAAUUGUAAAUGCAAUGGCUUCUUACAAAUGUCACUGUGUACUAUGUACAUGCUGUAGAUAUUAAACUUGCUAUGUAUAUAAGAAAAAUAAAUUCAUUUUAUUUGAA